Molecule: messenger RNA, 3040 nt
Organism: Pseudophryne corroboree (corroboree frog)
Lineage: Eukaryota; Metazoa; Chordata; Amphibia; Anura; Myobatrachidae
Gene: PTPN1
Product: protein tyrosine phosphatase non-receptor type 1
Exons: 9
Coding region: 339-1625 (428 amino acids)
Biological process (GO): negative regulation of ERK1 and ERK2 cascade; peptidyl-tyrosine dephosphorylation; negative regulation of PERK-mediated unfolded protein response
Cellular component (GO): endoplasmic reticulum; early endosome; cytoplasm
Molecular function (GO): protein kinase binding; non-membrane spanning protein tyrosine phosphatase activity
Source: RefSeq, a predicted model, not a curated record
GUGGCAGAGCAGGCACUAGAGUGACACAGAGUGGCAGGUACUGUGAGGGUGACCGCUAGGGGGCCUGACAGUCACACAAGGGGACAGCAGCUACCAACAGCACGGGAAGGACACGACGGAUAGAAGCCGGGAGAAGGAGCCACUUCCGGAUGAGUGUGGUGCCCCGUCGCGCCCGCUGCCACGGUUGGCUGCGUCUGGAGCGGAAGUGACGCUGCCGUCCGUGAGGGAGGUGGGAGUGCGCGCUUCCGGCUGCGUGCAGUGGUGUCAGGCAGGAGCAGCAGCAGCGGGAGGAGGAGGAAGAGACGGCCGGGAGGGAGAGGAGAGAGCGGCGCCCAGAUAUGGACAUAGAGAAAGAGUUUCAGGAGGCGGACAGGAACAGCAGCUGGAACUCCAUUUACCAGGAUAUCCGACAUGAAGCCAGCGACUUUCCAUGUAAAGUGGCCAGACUGCCUGAAAAUAAAUCCCGCAAUCGUUACAGAGAUGUUAGUCCUUUUGAUCAUAGCCGGAUAAAACUGCACAGAGAGGACAAUGAUUACAUUAAUGCCAGUUUGAUCAAGAUGGAGGAGGCUCAGCGAAGCUACAUACUGACACAGGGUCCAUUGCCAAAUACUUGUGGUCACUUCUGGGAGAUGGUGUGGGAAAAGAAGAGCAGUGGGGUUGUCAUGCUGAACCGAGUCAUUGAGAAAGGAUCAAUCAAGUGUGCCCAGUAUUGGCCGAAGAGAGAGGACAGCCCAAUGGUGUUUGAAGAUGCAAACUUGAAAUUAACCCUGCUUUCUGAAGAUGUCAAAUCCUAUUAUACAAUCCGUGUCCUGCAGUUGGAAAAUCUUGGUACACAGGAGACCAGGGAAAUCUUGCACUUUCAUUACACCACGUGGCCGGACUUCGGGGUACCAGAAUCUCCAGCAUCAUUCCUCAACUUCCUCUUUAAGGUGCGAGAGUCAGGCUCUCUCAAUCCGGAGCACGGGCCCAUAGUGGUACACUGCAGUGCUGGCAUUGGCCGGUCGGGCACCUUCUGUUUAGCGGACACUUGCUUACUUCUGAUGGACAAACGGAAAGAUCCGUCCUCGGUGGAUAUCAAGCAGGUGUUGCUGGAAAUGAGAAAAUACAGAAUGGGUCUCAUACAGACAGCAGAUCAGCUGCGAUUUUCCUACCUAGCUGUGAUUGAAGGGGCCAAGUUUAUCAUGGGAGAUUCCUCAGUGCAGGAACAAUGGAAAGAAUUGUCCAAUGAAGAUAUGGAUCCUCCGCCAGAACAUACUCCACCGCCACCCAGGCCUCCCAAGCGCGUCACAGAAGCGUUGAAUGGCAGGAUGCAUGAACAGUUCUUCUCACAACAAGUGGUGGAGGAGGUGAUAAGACGAGCAGUCAGUACAGUGGAGGAGAGUGUACCGGAUGGCAUAGCCCACCUUCCUCCUCCACCUCCAAUUGAAAGCACUCAUCAAGACACUGAACUUAGAAAAAGGAAUGCUGGCGAUCAGGUCCACUCCUCGUCUGACCCAGAAGAAAAGUCUGACAACAUAGACAACAAAAGCGACAGCCAGGAAUGGAAGUCAUUGGUGUUGAAUAUCUGCAUGUUCACUGUGCUGACCGCCGGAGCUAUACUCUGCUACAGAGUUUGGUACCAUUAAAGGACUCUCCAGUUUCUGCCCUGUCUCUAAUAGAUUUUUUCACACGGGAGCAAGUGAGACAUAGUUGCAACCAAAUGAAGAGAGGAGGAAAUAUUAAAGCUGAGCUUCAGUUUCACAGAUCUAAGCUUUAACAGCUGGACUUUUCUCGAGCUCAAGAGUCUCAAUGCACUAAGGGGUCUCGAGGAUACCCUGAAGUCCCAAGGAGAGAUUACUCACAUCUCAGGGCCUACAUCUAUUCAGGAGUAAACACAGAUAAUGCCAAAUAUUUUUUUUUUUUUUAUGGAAUAAAAUAGUAGUAUAACAACACGUUGUUGUUGGGAUUUUUUUUUUUUUUUUUUACUUUUUUGAUCAGGUUUUUCCCUUCUGUUUUUAAGAAGACAUGAGAGUGUCCUUUUAUUUUGUGUUGCAAAUUUUUUUUUGUCACAAGUGAAAUUUAAGCAUGUGACAUUUUUCCUUAUAACCUAAUCAAUGGUUCUUUAUAUCGGACUCACUUUCUGCCCCCCACCCCCUAAAAAAAAAAUCUAAAAAAAUCAGACACAUCAAAGGAAUGUAUUUUUUAUUUUUUCUCUUUCGAGGAGGGUAGGGGGGUUUGUAUUAUUAUAGGUUUUGACUAUGGGGUAUAAGCAGUGACUCAGAAAUUGUAUAGAAGAUUUUCAUUUUUUCGAAUUGAAAUGAGCUUGUGGGCUGUGCCUGACUCUUAACCUCGAUAUAACUGUUACAAUGGCUUCAUUGUCAUUUCCAUUUUGUAAAGUGUAGGAAAAGUAGCUUUUUUUUGCCCCCUUUUGCUCAGGGUAGGGCAACAGUAUUUUUUCACCCCUAACUGUUUUUCUUAUUUCCAUUUUGUGUUACAUGUUGGACUUCUGUUUGCACGUUCUCCUGUAGUACUGACUGAUACAUGCUUUCCUGCAGAAUGCUACAAAUAAACACAAAGGAGUUAUCCACCAGCAUUUCAACCGUACGGUGCCUCAGAAGUGGAGUGCUACAACAUCGCACUGCACACAUUUUGCCUAGUGUGAGAUCGAUUGUCGAAGAACCUCUCUCCCUGCCAGCGAAGCCAAUAUUUAUGUCAUGGCUGUUCUUAGAUCCCAUGAUUGGUGCUUGGGAGUUUCAAACCACUUACUGGGACUGUCUUAGGUAAACGUGGUUUCAGUUACCACCACAACGGAAGGCCUGUGUCUGUCUGAUAUAUGGCAGUCGUGUCUAUAAAUUUGUAUAAGCUUUUUCUUCUGCCUCUCACAUUUAUACACAGUACAGUGUUGGGAUGUGUAACCAACACAGUUUGGGCGGGGGUGGAUAAUAAUAUUUAGUGAACUCUAUAAUACUGUUUAAACCUGACGCAAUACACAAAUGCACUUGUGACACUUGAAUGUGUUGGAAUUAUGUGCUGGUCCAAUAAAGUUUUAUUCUCCCUUCCA